Molecule: messenger RNA, 1059 nt
Organism: Aspergillus nidulans FGSC A4
Lineage: Eukaryota; Fungi; Ascomycota; Eurotiomycetes; Eurotiales; Aspergillaceae
Exons: 2
Coding region: 1-1059 (352 amino acids)
Source: RefSeq, a predicted model, not a curated record
AUGGAUCCUAAUCCUACACCAGACCAGCUCCCAAGUCUCAGCACAACAACCAACAAAGCUGUAUUGGCAGACGACGCAGAAGCGUCAAGCUCCAAAGAUAUCCCAAAUCCCCUUACCGUGGACAACAGAGCUGUACCACUGGAUGAGGAAGGGCCUCUAAGCCCCAACAAUAUCUCAAAUCGCCUUACUCAACUCGCGCGCCUUUCAACUCUUCGAGGAAGUCAUGCCAACCGCUUCUCCGCCGAGGCGCAAAGUAUAAACCAGUGCCUCAAUCAGCUAGAAUUUCUGCUUAAUCCACGCUCAAAUGUACAGUUAAAUAUGACGCAAGGAGUCGCCUCAAACCAACAAACACAAAAUCAGCGUGGUCGUAGUCCCGGAUCCGAUCCUGGUCCUGACCCUGGCGCGUCGAGGAGACCGGAUGGUCUAAGAGGCCCGGCCGCUUCUUCUAAUUCAAUGGCUCAUUCCCAUGCGCGUUCUCUAGGGGAGCUUUCGACGGCGCAGCUGACGCAGCCGGCGCGGACGCUGUUCGAGACGCCAAAAGUCUACAAUCUGGUGAAGGAAUUCGACGAGGAAAUGCAAAGGUUGAGCGAUGCUUUCUUGAAACGCCGCGAGGAGACAUUCUAUAUAUAUUCGCUCCAUGACAAGGAACGAAAACGGAUGCGAUGUAGGAUAGCCGAACUAGAGGCCGAAAUUGAAGAGCUCCAGGCAGAUAUGCAGCAGGAAAUGGCCGAGCGAGAAGCACUCCAGGGCACCGUUCGUGGGUUUGAAACAUGGAUUGAACGGUAUCAGGAGGAGUAUCAGUUGGCCCACAAGAAGAAACCAGCAGAGACCCCAAGACAGAAGGGUCGAGGGUGGUGGUCGAAGCAGAAAGUUUGCCAGCCGGGUGAUUUUGACGUGGAUGCACUUUUUGACGGUAUCACAGCUUGGAUGCGAGGCUGGGCUGAUGUCGAAGAAGAAUUCCGCAAUCGCGAGACAGCCCGCAGGCAAAGAAGGAUUGGGAAGAACAAGCAAAGACAAGAUAUAACGAAUAUACAAAGGGAGUCUUCGACUAACGACUAG